ACCGAGACGAAUACCAUUCAAUUAAUAAAGCUCUCUUACACACGCUCAUCGGCAGUCAGUCGGUGGGCGUGGGAGUGAUGCUGCCAGCUAGAGGCACAUCCAUCCAGCCCCUCCGAUUCCUGCCAAGCAGAAUCGGAUGCUGGAUAUGCUCAUGGUGCACCAUUCGCUCAUGCUCGUCCAACAACACAUACAGGCAGGUAGGCAGCUCUCGCUUUCAAACACCUUUGUAUGCACUCACGCCACACCACACCAUACCACACCACCCCACACGGCAUGACGUGACUGACACCCAUAUCUGUGUGUCUGUUGGUAUAUCUAAAAACCGCAGCGAGUGGCGCCAGCCAUCGAUAUUCCACUCACUCACGAGUGGUCUCUCCGGCUGGCGUAAAAAUACAACGCAGAGGCAGUACCAAUAGGUACGUAUGGAGCUCUGACUUUCACGCGGGGCACGCAGACAGACAGGCAGCCGGAAGCAGACAGACCAGUCAUGUCAUGACCCUCCCUCCUCUCGUGGGUGAGGUGACUGACUGACGGAGGGGACACGACUGGACUGUCUUUCUCGCACGCCCCGCCCCUGCGUUUCUCCCACCCCUCCCUCCCCUCCCCAUCCCUCUAUCUCUCAACGAGAAACAUUGCACACAGACGAGUGCAUGCCAUGCACACAUGGACUCUCUGCCGCUCUCCCAAGUGGCCGCGCUCUCAGCCCAUCCAGCGACUUGUGUGUGGUGCUGGACGGACUUGGGCGUGCCUCGCUCCCAUGACAUCCGCUCACUUGCGCUGGCGGGCGCCAGAGGCCUCGCCCAACGCCUUCUCCUCUGCAUAUACACACACAGAAGGCACGCACACAUACACAUGGCUUGCCCAUGUGUGUGUGGCCCCACCCCGUAGAUACGCAUAGGAAUGCAUACAUACCUUCUGCGAGUCUGCCCUCGAGUAUCUGGUUGUUGAGUUGGAGCUUGAGCAUCUGCAGCUGCGUCUCGAAGGCGGCUGAUCGACGGGCCAUUUCGGCAGCGUGUCGGGCAUCGAGCAGCAGGAUGUCCCACUCAGCACUGCGGAGCGAGAUGAGGCAGAUGGACGUGAUCAUCUUGGCCACGCUGUCCAUCGCGGUGUACCUACACGGCAGGCAGGGCAGGGAGACACGCAGACACAACACAAUGGAUGAAUGUGUGGCAGCCCUGAUGCGUCCUGCCCUUGACGUGUGCGUGUUCACGUACAUGAGCUGCUCUCCCUCAGAUGGCAGGAUGCCCAGCUGAGCCAGGUGGAAGAAAAUGCCGUACUGCACACACACACACCAGCCACAUACGAUGGAUGCAUGAUGGAUGGAUGAGAUUGUGGGUGGGACUCCCCACCCCCCGCAUGUGUGCACGUCAGUGAGGUGAGAGGUUGGCUGCUUACCGAUCCCCACCAGACGAUGGUGAAGUAGAGGAGGCCCUUCUUGACCCACAGGUCGCCGUGCUUGUCCUGCACGCCAUCCGUGAACCGGGCCAGGUAGUAGGCCGACGCAAAGUACCCGAUGUACGCCCCGUACACGCAGCCCCAGCGGAUCAACGGAUUCGCAAACACUGCAGCCCUGCAAUGCAUUAACCAACAAAACACAAACGUGACAAGUGUGUGUGAGUAGAACACGGUACGGUGGGCUGGUGUUUCCUCUGUGUGUGGUUGGGUGAGAGGUGACUGGCUGGCUGGCUGACUGACCAGAGUCCCAUCUGUAGGUAGAUGGCGGUGAUGACCAUGGGGGGCAGCACCUUGCUCAGGGGCUGGUUGAAGAUCAGACGGCCCGUCAGAUACGUGUACAUGGGAGCGGCCAUCGUCCACUCGAUGAAACGACCACCGUACACACGCCGCCCUGACGGAACAGCACACACGCACAGAGAGACACCACACCUUGCAUUAGUUAAUGUCGCUCGCUGGCGUCAGUGAGUGUGUCGGUCUGUGUAUCUCACCGACGACUGGGUCGAGGAAUGCGGGUACCAUGUCGUUGGCGAGGAAGAUGUACGAGGUCAUGAUGACGCUCACAAUGGUGACGUUGACGGUCGACACCUUCAGCUUGAAGUGCAGGUGGGCGUGGUCGGGGUGCUUCAAGAUGUUCACUAUCGUAAACACCAUCGGAAACAACUGCACACCACCGAGACACACACACACACACACGAUGUUCAUUCGUCCACAGUGGGCGAGACAUGUCCCCUCUCUCUCCCUCCCCCCCUGUGUUUUGGGCAGCCGGCUUACUUCCAUCAUGACGACGGUGCCAAGUACGUAGCAUGCGAUUUCGAAGAAGUAGAGCUCCGCACGGUUGGUGUGGACAGCGGGGUCGAUGCGCUGUGCCGAGUAGAAGUGCAGGCUGCCCAGCAGCACCGCCCAGAUGGCCGCAUACGUCCCCGUGAAGACCGCACUCUCGUAGAUGUUGAGUGUCUGCUUCUGCAGCACCUCCUUCUGCUCCUGCGUGUAGUCAGGAUCAAUUGGCUGCACGCGCACAAAGCACACCCAUGCACAUACGCAGGGAGGGAGAGAUGGUCAAGGUCAAGCACAUCAGCGCAUCUCCCAUGUGACCCUCAGGCAUGCCGCUCACCUUCAGAAUGGAUGCCAUCGUGACGCGUUGAUCAACUCGUUCAACUCACAAAGCAAAACCCGUUUGGCGCUUCUGGUGAAAGUUUGGUCUCUGAAUUCUCUUGUCCUCCUGGCUGCAACGGUUAGCUGCACGUCGGAUUUCCACCGGACUUCGGAUUUCCACCGAAGUAUCCGCGAGAGGCAGGUCAC
Messenger RNA from Vitrella brassicaformis, 2754 nucleotides. Lineage: Eukaryota; Vitrellaceae. The record is from the annotation of a GenBank genome assembly.